Molecule: messenger RNA, 7296 nt
Organism: Penaeus chinensis
Lineage: Eukaryota; Metazoa; Arthropoda; Malacostraca; Decapoda; Penaeidae
Exons: 6
Coding region: 783-6575 (1930 amino acids)
Source: RefSeq, a predicted model, not a curated record
CAGAAUUUCGUUGUUAUUUUUCAGCCUGACGCUUGACACCCAUUCGGGAGGCUGUUUUCGGGAAGAGAAGUACACUGGGCGAUAUUACAGUGGCGGUGAAUGGAGGUUAUAAUGUGUUAAUGUGUUAAAAUCGGGCUGUGGGCGAGAGGAGCAGGAGGAAAGCAAAGGGUCGAAAGCACGUAUACGUGUGGCUUCACCCGGCCAGGCUGCCACGCUGACAUGCCCACCACAGGCGCCCCCACGCGGUCCCAGGUGGCAUGCCCCACGCCACCCAUCAGUACUUAAGGCUCAGGAUGACCCAGGUCAGGAGAGUCACUUCAGAGAGUUCCUGCCGACAGCAUGUCGGGUCAAGGCUGGCUGCUGAGCCGUCCGCGACCUCCCUCCGGGCUGACCAAGCACUAAGCCUUACCGAGGACCUGUAUUGGUCCAAAUCACUGUGUUGUGAGCCGUGCUAAUGUUGGCUAUCACUCCUGUUUAAAUGUAUUCGUCUAAAUAGCCUUUACAUUCUGGUAGCAGCGGGGUAGUUGCGUCCUUUCGGCUCGCAACAUGGAACCACAGCCUCUGGGUACCGCUCGACCAAUCAGUCCGACACACGCAAUUCUACAGAACCUGUUGUCUGUACUGCAGAGUGAGCUGUUUGUAUGUCCGGCUGCAGAAGACACAAGGAAUGAUUGAAAGAUAAGCAAACCCGACACCAUUCCUCAUUGAGAUGAGGAUGCCAAUCUCACGCUGGAGUGAGGAUUCAGGUUUCAGAAAGCAUCCUUGCAGAAAACUGGACAACAAUGGCUGAUCAAGGAUUUAAGGGGAGUGGUGACGGAGGUGGGGAGUCUGGAGGCGGAGCAAGAAAUAGUACGACUAUGACUCAGGUUUGCAAAAGCACUGUGAUGUCAUGCCCAUCUCUAGAGCAAGCAUCUCUGAACAUGAUUUCUGAGGAAAUGAAGGAAAUCUUACUUUUGAAUGUGAUCAAUAGCCAAAGAGUGUUCAAUGAGCAAGUAAAGAGAGCUGUGUUGGAAGCACAAAACAGAUGUCCUGGCAUGGGAACAUGCCAAGGGGACAUUAAGCUUGCUGAUUGUAAUGGACAAAUGUCAACAGACAUGAGAAGUCCUCAGAUCAACACCUGUAAUCAACAAGAUAGAUUGGAAUUCAUAUCCAGAAAUGAGGAAUGUGUCAGUAUGAGCUUUAAUGAUAAAAAGCCAUUAAAUGCUAGCACCACCAGCUUGGAAUCCAUAUCCAGAAAUGAGGAAUGUGUCAGUAUGAGCUCUAAUGAUAAAACGCCAUUAAAUGCUAGCACCAGCAGCUUGGAAUCCAUAUCCAGAAAUGAGGAAUGUGUCAGUAUGAGCUCUAAUGAUAAAACACCAUUAAAUGCUAGCACCAGCAGCAAGCAUGACUCCAUGAGUGACACAUUCAGUUUUGAUGAAAUAUUACCGAAAAGUAGUAAUAGUGACAUACAAGAGUAUACUUAUACCAGCAACAAUGAUGAACAACAGCUUGAUUUAAAUGAUCUCUCUACAGCUGGUGAGGAGGAGCCACUGAACUCCUUUAGUGAUGAAAACGGGCUUCUGACAAUCAAUAUAGCCAUUGAUGACCGUCGUUUGGAUCUUAUUAAUUCUCUUCAAAGUGGAGUUGAUUUGAAUAAAGAUUGUCCCAGAGAUGGUUCAGCAUCCAUGGAGAAUGGGAGAACUGACAGUCAUCUUGCUCAGUCUGGGUCCAAUGAGGUAUCCUCUGAACCAGAAUCUUGUGUCAGUGCAUACCCAUGCUGCCCACAUAUGUCUUGUAUGUAUAAUCAGCCGGGAAAACUCUGCACAGUCUUAGGAAAACGAUUCAUCUUCACAAAUAUUGAAGAUGCCCCAGUACUCAUUGAACUGAAGCUAGAAAUGCUGCGUGGCCAUCCAUGUGGGUGCUUGCUUCUUUGGCGAGGGAAGGAUCCAAUACCAUUGGCUAGCCUAGGAGAUGGAACGCAAAUAUAUUUUGAUGCUGUUGUAUAUCCAAAUUCAUCCAGAUUUACAUGUUUGGUGGUCUGGCAAGGAGAGAAGCCAAAAGUAAGUGUAGAGCCAUAUUUUGAUUCCUGUGUAUUUUUGUGUGAAGUAAAGGGAGUUAAUGGGACCCUAAUAUCUUUUGAAAAAGGCAUGGGAUGUGUCAGUGCUGUUAUAGAUGGAGAAGUGAAAAUGCUCACAUUUCCUCCUUCAAUUUUUUUCAUUAAUGGAAAGAAAGUUGGGGAAAAAUCAAGAAUAAUUGAACUCCUAGCCAACAAAGAUUUGAAAGUAUGCAUGAAUGUUGUCAAAUUUGCAACAGCAGGUGAAUGUGUCUCACUUUGUUCUCGAGUUUGGAAAGGAGAGGAGCCAGCCAAUGAAAAGCUGCAGAUAGUUCCAAAUCAUUUAACUCUAUAUAGAAAUGUACAGGGCGGAUUUAUUCAGAAUAAAAAACAAGCACAUUUGUAUAUUGAUGUAGAAGCCAAUGUUAACAUGACAGAGGAUGAAUGUUAUCUACAAUUUAAUUUAGAUGGAAAUGAAAUAAGUCUGCCUUGGGUUGAUAAAAUCUUGCAUGUAAACAACAAAAAGACAAAGGCAGAUGUGACAGUAAGAAGAGUAAGGGCACACAUCUUGCGAUGGAAGAGCAACACCAACAUGACUGCUUACAGAUUCUUAAUGGUUCAAGCAUAUACAGGUAGAACACAGCAGCUAGAAACUGAUUUCCACAAGGAUGAAUCCAAAAUUUCUCAUUUGCCUAUGAAAGAAACACACAAUUCAGAGUCAGACACAUGCAUGCUUACACUUACAGAGUUAAGUGAAGUUAGUGCACAUGUAGAUUUAGAUAGUCCUGAAUCAAAUGCCAAUAAGCAUUUGUCAAGUGAGGUAGGACAAACAAAAGAUCUUUCUGUUGUUUCGUGUAUUUAUGAAACAAAAGGCUUGGAAGAUAAGGCAUUGUUAAGUGAAAAGAAUCUUAAAGGGAAGGAAGAUGAAAAAACAAAAAUGACUGAAAAAGAGAGCAUUUUCACACAGUCACAAAAGACUGAAACUCACAAGAUUCAGAAAAGGGUGAAUUCAAUUUCAGAACUGAUCAUUAAAAGCCAAAGCAUGGAAGUGGAGAAAAGUGUCAAAAAGAAUAUAACUCAGCCCACAAAUACUGAACAACUAGGCUUGUGUAAUGAAGAAACUCUGCUGACAAAUUCAGAGUUAGUAGCAGCAAAGCCAAAAAAGGAAAAGGAGGUGAAAAUAAAAGAAAAAGGAGUGAAACUGUCAUCAAAGUCCAAGACACAAAACCUAUUUCUGAAGGAGACUUCAGUCACACAAGAGGAGCCAAAACCUCUUACUUUUCAGUCCACAUUACUGAAGAUUAAGUCAAAGAGGGACAAACCAGCCUUACUAAUGAAUCACCCUGGGACCUUGCUGUGGGACACAAGCCGUUCAGUGUUUGUGAUAUGUACUAAAAUUCCAUUUGGGGACAUAAAGUUUUCAAUUGGUGAAAAGGUUUGCUAUAUUUCAAAGGGGAAUUUUACUAUACCUGCAAAAUCCCCUAAUCCAAUACCUGUUAUGCUUGAUGCAUUUUACAUUGGUUUGUCAAACUAUCGUUUAGUUGCUUUAUGGAGUGAUGCAAAGCCACCUGCUGCACGAACAGGCUCAACUUACUAUUAUUAUGAAGUUCCUGGAGUAAUAUUAUGCAUUGUAGAUAAGGUUGUUCAUUUUCAUGCUUAUUUAAACAAAGAUGAAAGUAUUAUAAUGAGUGCACCUGUGCCAAAAAGAGUUUUUUGCUCCAAAGGAGAUGAAUUCACAAGCAAACUCUUGGAGAGAUUUCUCAUCCGGGUUCAUCUUAAAGUACCCAAAAAUUCAAUUAGUGUGACUGAUUGCCAGAUUCUCCUUAUGGUUGUGAUGGUGAGAGAUGGGAAACCAGUGAUAAUAAAAGACAUUCUGAAUGGAAGAAAAUUAACUGAUCUAAAAAGUAGCUCAGAUGUCACAAAUGUUUUUGACAUUAAGAAACUGUCAGAGAGCCAGGCACUCCUUGAUCAUCAAUCUACUAUGAGGGACAAGAAGAUCACAGAAUUAAAAGACUUGCCAGAAUACUUGAGAAACUUUACUGGUAUCAUUGUUGAAAAGAAGGAAAUGGGGAAAGUUAUACUCUGUCAGUUACCAAGGGAAGUAGUUUUCAUACACUUUACUGGAUUUGUUUUUGUAGAAGGAUGUGCUGUUCACAGAAGCAAGAUUCAAUGUGGAACAGUUGUACAGUUUGAUGCCUUUAUAAAGAAAGGUGAUGUUACAUCAGAAUAUGAUGCAGUCUUUGUCUGGACUGGAAGGAGAGUUGAUGGAUUUGAAUUAAAAGAUGGUUGUAGAUAUUUCUUUUAUGUAAGUGGAAAAUAUCUUGGAAAGAGGAAUCGUAGGAACUGCGAGUAUAAGCUGGAGCUUGAUGGCACUGUGUGUUCUUACACUUGUCAAAAAACAGGGAAUGUGAUACUCCCAAAUGGAAAGAUAGGUGCUUAUCCACCUCCUGAGAGCAGGGUUAGUGUUCACUUAAUGCUCAAAAGGAGUGGUGGAUCACAUGAAGUUGUGACACUCUUUGUGUUUGUUGAAGAGAGGAUACAUGUGUCUGAGCAGCCACCACAAGGGGAACUAGAAAUAGAUGACUCCUAUUGUAUAUAUAAUGGCUUAGGAGAAUUAGUUAUAAUGGAAGAAGAUAGCAGAGCAUUAAAAGUUGCUACAAAAAAGACAUUUUUCCUCAAGUUGAGUAACAUGCAGCGUGUUUUCGUUAACAGUGAAGUGAAGAGCAUUACAGAUUUAAAAGAAGGUUCACUGAUAUCAUUUGAUGCAGUACAUAAGCACAAUGCUGUUUUGUUGUGGAUUGGAAGUAAACCAUCCUUUUAUGAACAUUCACCAGAUGUUCAUUAUGCCUUCAGUGUUGAGGGUGUUUUAGUUAGUGCAUCACAAAAAGAGACUUGGAAAGUACAAAUGAGCUUACAAGGUCAGAUUGCUACUCAUGACCUCAACAAAACAGGAUUGAUUUAUUUUAAGGAUGGAAGAAAUGCAAAAAAUGCUUUACAGGUCGGAGACUCACUGAUACUGCAUUUGAAAAUUACGAAAACAGGGAAGAGAACAAAGAUGAUACCUUUGUUUAUACUUGUUACCAGAUAUGAGAACCCUGAUAGACUUGACCUAGUUCCCCAAGAAAAGGAGCAGAAACUUUUUAUUAAAGUUGAAGAUCAGAUUGUGGAUCAGCCAGAUGGUAAAAUGCUACUAAGAAGCCUGGCUAAAGAUACAAUUACAAACAAAAUGAUUUUGGAACAAAAUCAGGAGGCAACUUUUGACAGUCCCAUAAAGUAUUCUAUUUUUGAAGGCAUACUAGAAAAGAUGGAGAAUGGGAAAUAUCAAUUUAUUUGUCACUAUGAAAAUCAAGAGGAUUGUAUAGUUCUUCCUGUUGAUAUUCCACUAGAGCAGACUGUGAAGCAAAAACAUUUUCCAUUCUACAUGAUCAUUCACAUAAACACAUAUAAGGAAAAGGCAAGGUCUUUCCAUCCAGUCUGUGGAUGGUUCAAGAAAACAGCUUAUGAAGUCCACCUACUACACAAUCUCCAGUUUGAGAGUGUGUGUUUUAAACAAAAGCUCAUUGGGCUAAGAGAAGACACUAGUGGGAAAUGCUCACAUUUUAGCCUUGAGACUCCUUUCAUUUAUAUAGGGAAAUCACAUGUCCUUUUGCAUGAGUUCACACACUCAAAUGUGCAACAGCUUCAUGCUGUUGUAAAAGAUAUCCCUUUAACAUUGAAAGAAGAUAAAUAUAUCACCAAACAUAUUUUGUUUCUAACAAGCAAUAAUAUGUUGUCAAAGACAGCACUUCGAUUCUUAGCAUUAUCUGAAGUUGACCAUGAAUUUGAUAUAAGCACACAUGGCAAGCAAUGUCUUACUUUGGCUUGUGCCAAGAUGUUUACCCAGCCUCAGGAAGAGGAGGUGCCACUUUCUCAUGUUUGUGAUGAGAUUUCAGACUCAGAAGGCAAACUUACAUAUAAAAAUAUUAGAAUACUACCAAAGCCUGCUUCAUGUAUCACCUAUGGCAUGUUUAAUACCUGUGCUGUUAUGGAUUCAUAUGCAGUGUUGUACUCAAAGAACAGGAAAGUUAUUGUUGGCCGGGGAGACUUAUAUUGUGGUGGCCAGAAGGUAGAGAGCCACCUUCCUUUGCACAAGGUUCUUCAUGUAGGGUGUGGUGUUGCAGCCUAUGCCAUAGAAAUGAAGGAGCCUAUCCGUACAGGGCCUAUCCGUACACCGGACUUUCUCAUCUCUGAAGUAGCUGUCUUUGCCUUCAUUGGUAAGAAACCAACCCAGAGCCAAAAAAUUAUGGAUGAAUGGAACCUCUCACCAGGAAAAUAUCUGUGGCUUCCUGGCAAAUUGGAGGCAAAGACAUUUACACUUGCCAUCAGUGUAUAUGAAGCAUUCCUCUGUGAAAAGAAGUUACAGCUUGAUCCAUCAGCAGCAGUAACAGUCAAAAAGAAUGGAAAGGCAAAAGCACAAAAGGUUCAGGAAAGACAAAAAACCUAUAUCUCCAUCAACCCCAAAGAAGAAAAUGACUGUGCCACCAGUGGAGAGAGCAUCAGCUGAGAAGAAUCCAACAGAUAAUACAUAGAAGUAGAGUAUGAGAUGUGUGACGACAUGACUAGUUUGAAGGGCAUCUGGGUCGGCAGUAAUCUUCCCUUGGAGCCGUCAGUCCUAUAUGACAAGCUGGAGAGAUGGUGCCAAGAGUACAAUGUCCCGCAAGAAUUGACAUUUAAAUUACUGUGUGCGGCAGGAUGGUUACCAGAUGAUCUUGAUCCUGUAAUAGACUUCGACACUGAUAAGGAGAUCGUAGAGGUUUUACCAACAGGCUGGAAAGUUAAAAAGAAUGAAAAAAAGGGAAGGAAAAAGUGAAAGUUGUAUCUUCUAAUGCAGAGCCGUGCUUAACUCUUUCGCUGCGUUAACCUUUGGAGCGGCAUCAGAAUUAUAUGAUAUAAUAAUUUUGUAUUUACACUAAUUGCGGAUAACACUAUUUUUCAUAUAAAGAUUAGCAUAUAAAAGUUAAUGUGGAAGAAAAAAAGUGCAAUUGUAUCAGUAUUUAAUCGGUAAAAAAAAUAUUUAUAGCGGUGAACGUAUGUUGCCAAAUGUAAGAUAAUCCCGUUUUCUGUUAUUGUGGGUCCCUUUUUCUGUUAUUGUACAUUCAGCCUUCCUUUUUUGUAAGCAAUAUAUAUAUAUAUAUAUAUAUAUAUAUAUAUAUAUAUAUAUGACUGCUGCGAUAGUCGCCUCGCGGCGGUCGUAAAAAUGCCUGCGCUCUGACUGCUCGCUCGAG